CAGGAAUUCCCCGGGCCUCUGGCUGCUUGCUUAUCUUAUCGCCGCCAAAAAAAGUUACUGUGAGAAGUGCAACAGGGGACCAUCCCGCUGAGCACCCGUUCCAGGACGCGAUUGAGACGGCGAGAGACGGGACGGGAUUGCAGUUGGACUGGAUUGCAAGUUGGCAGCCGCGUGUCGCAAAUAUGGUCAAGUCGUACCUGAAAUUCGAGCCCUCCAAGUCGUUCGGUGUCGUCGCAUCCAGCAACUCGAACCUCGUUUGGUCGCCGUCCAGGGGCAAGACGGGCACCGGCGCCGGCCAGGCCAUCGUCGCGGCGAACGAGGAGGUGCUCGUGUGGGACAUCAAGAAGGGCGAGCUGCUCAGCCGCUGGCGUGACGAGAACUGCCGCGCCAGCGUGACCGCCAUCGCCCAGAGCCGCACCGAUCCGGACGUGUUCGCUGUCGGCUACGAAGAUGGCAGCAUCCGCCUCUGGGACAGCAAGAUCGCCACCUCGGUGGUGAGCUUCAACGGUCACAAGUCCGCCAUCACGACCCUCGCCUUCGACAGGGCCGGCGUGCGCCUCGCCAGCGGCGCCAAGGACACCGACGUCAUCAUCUGGGACCUGGUCGCGGAGGUGGGACAGUACAAGCUGCGCGGGCACAAGGACCAGAUUACCGGCCUGCAUUUUGUCGAACCAGACCCCGUCGUGCAGGGCGAGGGCGAGGAGGAGCAGGCCUUGAUGGCUGUGGACAGCGAGGCCGCAGAAGGCUUCCUCCUCACGACCGGGAAGGACGCGCUGAUCAAGCUCUGGGACCUCACGUCUCGACACUGCAUUGAGACCCAUGUUGCCCAGACCAAUGGCGAGUGCUGGGCCUUGGGCGUGACGCCCGACCUCAGCGGCUGCGUCACCGCGGGCAACGACGGCGAGAUGACAGUAUGGGCACUGGACGUUGCCGCUCUUGCCUCCGCAGCGCAGAAGAUCGACCUGUCGCAAUCCGUCAACUUCCUUCGCGACAGGGGGACAUUACACCGGCAGAGCAAGGAGAGAGCGGUCGAGGUGACCUUCCACCCACGGCGCGACUACUUUGCCGUGCAUGGUGUAGAAAAGUCGGUCGAGAUCUGGAGGAUACGGAACGAGGCGGAGAUAAAGAAGAGUCUGGCCAGGAAAAAGAGGAGGAGGAGGGAAAAGCUGGCCAAGGAUAAGAAGGGCGAAAGCGAGGGCGAUAUUGACAUGGACGACGCCGAGGACAGGGCCGACGACAUCACGAAAGCCGACAUCUCCGACGUGAUCGUGCAGCACGUUAUCGUCAGAACCACCGGCAAGGUGCGGUCGGUCGACUGGGCCACGAGCCAGGGGAGCAGCAAGGACCUGCAACUCCUCGUCGGUUCCACCAACAACCUGCUCGAAUUCUACUCGAUUGUCGGCAAGGACAAGCUCAAGUCCAAGAGCGACGUCCCCGAUUACAACAAAGCGUUGGCUGUCGAGCUUCCAGGGCACAGGACAGACGUCCGUUCGCUGGCCAUCAGCUCCGACGACAAGAUGCUGGCCUCUGCCGCGAACGGCUCCUUGAAAAUAUGGAACAUUCGGACCCAGGCAUGCAUCCGCACCUUCGAGUGCGGGUAUGCGCUCUGCUGCGCAUUCCUUCCCGGCGACAAGGUGGUGGUGGUUGGCACAAAGGAGGGCGACCUCCAGCUCUACGACGUCGCCUCGGCGGCAUUGCUCGAGACGGUCAAUGCGCACGAGGGGCACGCCAUUUGGUCGCUGCAAGUACACCCCGACGGCAAGUCUGUUGUGUCGGGCGGCGCCGACAAGACGGCCAAGUUCUGGGACUUCAAGAUUGUGCAAGAACAAGUUCUUGGCACGACCCGGACAACACCGAAGUUGAAGCUCGUGCAGUCAAGGAUAUUGAAGGUGUCCGACGACAUCUUGAGCUUGCGGUUCUCCCCCGACGCGAAGCUGCUCGCCGUGGCUCUCCUCGACAGCACCGUGAAGGUCUUCUUCACCGACACGCUGAAGUUGUACCUCAACCUCUACGGCCACAAGCUGCCCGUGCUCAGCAUGGACAUCUCGUACGACAGCAAGCUCAUCGUCACCAGCUCGGCCGACAAGAACAUCAGGAUAUGGGGGCUCGACUUCGGCGACUGCCACAAGGCCCUCUUCGGCCACCAGGACAGCAUCCUGCAGGUCGCCUUCGUCCCGCACAACUCCGACGGCAACGGGCACCACUUCUUCAGCGCCAGCAAGGACCGCACCAUCAAGUACUGGGACGGGGACAAGUUCGAGCAGAUCCAGCGCAUCGACGGCCACCACGGCGAGAUCUGGGCGCUCGCCGUCAGCCACAGCGGCACCUUCCUCGUCAGCGCCAGCCACGACAAGAGCAUCCGCGUGUGGGAGGAGACGGAAGAGCAGAUCUUCCUGGAAGAAGAGCGCGAGAAGGAGCUCGAAGAGCUCUACGAGUCCACGCUCACCACAUCGCUCGAGCAGGACCCGGACGAGCAGGACGAGAAGCGCGAGGUCGCGGCGGCCAGCAAGCAGACGGUGGAGACGCUCAAGGCGGGCGAGCGCAUCGCCGAGGCACUCGAGCUCGGCAUGGCCGACCUCAACACGAUGCGCGAGUGGGAGCUCGCGCGGCAGAGCAACCCGGCGGUGGCGCCGCCGCAGCGCAACCCGGUCUUCGUCGCGCUCGGCAACAUCUCGGCCGAGGCGUACGUGCUCUCGACGCUGCAGCGGAUCAAGCCGGCGGCGCUGCACGACGCCCUGCUCGUGCUGCCCUUCGCGGCUGUGCCCAUGCUCUUCACCUUCCUCAACCUGUUCGCCGCCCGCGCCGCCGCCGUCCCGCUGACCUGCCGCAUCCUCUUCUUCAUGCUCAAGACCCACCACCGCCAGGUCGUCGCCAGCCGCACCAUGCGCGCCAUGCUCGAGCGCAUCCGCGCCAACCUGCGCGCCGCCCUGCGCCGCCAGAAGGACGAGAUGGGCUUCAACCUGGCCGCCCUGAAGGUCGUCGAGCUGCAGAUGCGCGAGCGCAGCGUGAAGGAGUACGUCGACGAGAACUGGGAGGCCGGUCAGGAGGCGGCGGUCGGCGGCGGGCGCAAGAGGGUUUUUGCGAAUGUUUCGUAGGCUCUCUGCUAGUAGGAAGGGGCGAGGGGACGAUGGUGUAGCAU
Molecule: messenger RNA, 3139 nt
Organism: Thermothielavioides terrestris NRRL 8126
Lineage: Eukaryota; Fungi; Ascomycota; Sordariomycetes; Sordariales; Chaetomiaceae
Exons: 2
Coding region: 183-3095 (970 amino acids)
Biological process (GO): maturation of SSU-rRNA
Cellular component (GO): Pwp2p-containing subcomplex of 90S preribosome; small-subunit processome
Molecular function (GO): protein binding; snoRNA binding
Source: RefSeq, a predicted model, not a curated record